Molecule: messenger RNA, 4467 nt
Organism: Colletotrichum truncatum
Lineage: Eukaryota; Fungi; Ascomycota; Sordariomycetes; Glomerellales; Glomerellaceae
Product: membrane bound c2 domain protein
Molecular function (GO): lipid binding
Source: RefSeq, a predicted model, not a curated record
AUGGCUUCCCUCGAGAAGAACGAGCUCAAGGUCCAAGGUGUCGUUGAGGCUGCCCAGGACCCUGAGAGCAACGUUUCGGCCGAAGAUGCCCAGAAGAAGAUUGUCGAGGAGUCGAAAAAGGCCGGCAUUACGGCUUUCACCUUCGAUCCCGAUGCGAGCCCCGAGGAGAAGCGCGCCCAAGCUGCAGCUGCUGUCCCGCCCGGCUUUCACUCCCAACGGUCAAAGGGUGUUUCCAUCGUGACUGACGUCCCUGAUUCGAAUGAACCCAUCACCGACCUUCCUGAACCCACCAAGGCCGGCGUCAUCGAAGUUACUAAAGACAAGGAUGGCAAGGUCAUCCAAACAGGAGAAGAUCCCGAGGGCAAUGACGAGGAACCUUAUACGAGAACUGGCUGGGCCCCUCAGUUCGGCUGGCCGAAAGACGACGUUCUCGAGAGCACUAGCCUUCUCGACCACUCCACUUGGCUCGAGAGCAACAUCCCUGACAAGUUCUAUGGUGAUUGGUACCACAAUGCCGGCAUCAUUGUCUUCGCCUGCAUUUCUUCCUGGUUGGUCGCCGUUCUGGGCGGCGGUCUUGGCUGGGUCUUCAUUGUCAUGGCCGUCUGUUCAACCUACUACCGUACUUCCAUCCGUCGCGUUCGACGCAAUUUCCGCGAUGACAUUAGCCGAGAGGUGUCCCUGAGGAAACUUGAGACGGAGACCGAGUCUCUUGAAUGGAUCAACUCGUUCAUGGUCAAGUUCUGGCCAAUCUACCAGCCGGUCCUGGCUCAAACCAUCGUCAACUCGGUUGACCAGGUUUUGAGCUCCGCCACUCCAGCUUUCUUGGACAGCUUGAAGCUCAAGACCUUUACACUCGGAUCCAAGCCGCCGAGGAUGGAACACGUCAAGACAUACCCCAAGGCCGGAGACGACACGGUUAUUAUGGAUUGGAAGUUCAGCUUCAAUCCUAAUGAUACGACAGACAUGACUUUCAAGCAGAUCAAGAAUAGGGUCAAUCCCAAGGUUGUUCUCGAGAUCAGAGUCGGUAAAGCCAUGAUUAGCAAGGGUCUCGACGUCAUUGUCGAAGACAUGGCCUUCUCCGGUAUCAUGCAGCUCAAGAUCAAAUUGCAGAUCCCUUUCCCCCACGUCGAGAAGGUGGAAAUGUGCUUCUUGGAAAAGCCCACCAUCGACUAUGUCUGCAAGCCACUAGGAGGUGAAACCUUUGGCUUCGAUAUCAACUUCAUCCCUGGUCUUGAAUCUUUCAUCCUUGAGCAGAUUCACGGCAACCUGGAGCCCAUGAUGUACGCGCCUAACGUGUUCCCAAUUGAAGUUGCCAAGAUGCUUGCCGGCACCCCAGUCGACCAAGCUAUUGGUGUGCUCGCUGUCACGCUUCACGGCGCUCAGGGUCUCAAGAACCCUGACAACUUCUCUGGCUCGCCUGAUCCUUACGCUGUGUUGACUCUGAACCGUCGACAACCACUUGCCCGCACGAAGCACAUCAACGACACCUCCAACCCGCGCUGGAACGAAACCCACUACAUCAUCAUCACCUCGUUCAAUGACUCUCUCGACAUCCAAGUUUUCGACUACAAUGACUUUAGAAAGCACAAGGAACUCGGUGUCGCCUCGUUCCCCUUGGAGAAUGUUGAGGAACUGGCUGUACACGAGAACGAGAGACUGGAAAUCAUCGCUGACGGCAAGGCCCGCGGCUUUGUCUCCUGCGAUGUCAGAUUCUUCCCCGUCUUGGAACCUAAGAAGCUGGAGGAUGGUAGUCUAGAGCCCCCGCCGGAGUCUAACACCGGUAUUCUGCGGUUCACCGUGGAGCAGGCGAAGGAUUUGGACGGCACCAAGAGUCUUGUCGGUCUUCUCAACCCUUACGCGACGCUGCAUCUUAACGGCAGAGACGUUCACCACACCAAGAAGCUCAAGAGGACGAACAACCCUAUUUGGGACAACGGCUCCAAGGAAAUGCUUAUUACCGACAGGAAGAACGCCAAGCUUGGUGUCACGAUCAAGGACGACCGUGAUCUCACUGGCGAUCAGGUUCUCGGCAAAUACCAGAUCAAGCUUGAGGACAUGCUGGAAUGCAUGGAAAAGGGGCAGGAGUGGUUCCACUUGUCCGGUGCCCAGAGCGGUCGCGUCAAGAUGAUGGCUCAAUGGAAGCCUGUUGCCUUGUCUGGUGCCAUUGGCGGAACUGGCGGCUAUGUCACUCCUAUCGGUGUCAUGCGCUUCCACUUCAAGCACGCUAAUGAUCUUCGCAACUUCGAGACCCUUGGAAAGUCCGACCCGUAUGUGAGGGUGCUCUUGUCAGGUAUCGAGAAAGCUCGCACCGUUACCCAUAAGAACACUCUGGACCCCGAGUUCGACGAAGUUCUCUACGUACCGGUCCACUCCGCUCGCGAAAGACUCGCUCUUGAGGUUAUGGAUGCUGAGAAGAUGGGCAAAGACCGCAGUCUUGGUAUGGUUGAGGUUUUCGCCGGCGACUACAUCUCGCAGGCAGAGAAUGGAGAGUACAACGUCCACGAUGAGAAGAAGCUCAUUCAAGGAGGUCUGCAACUGCAUGGCAAGGGCAUUGCGAAGGGUGUUCUGACUUACAACGUCGCGUUCUAUCCUUGUCUCAACGUUGCCGACCCUGACGACGAAGAGGAAGAGGAAGCUGAAGCUGCUGAGAAGCCGGCUGAGACCUCGACUCGGUCCGCCAAUGCUGGCAAGUUCAGCUCUAUCGAAGAGAAGAAGGAUAGUGGCGCCGAGCUCGAGCUUAGCCCACCAAAGACUCCAGUUACACCGGUUUCGCCAACCCUUCCCAGGAAAUCCAGGGAUGAGAGCGGCCCUCCUAAGAUAAGACUGUCCCCUCAGGAACUGUUGAAGUAUGAGUCUGGUCUUUUGAUCUUCAACCUGAUGGAGGCUGAAAUGCCGGAGCACAACACGCACCUAGAAGUGUGGGUUGAUGAUAUGGCUUUCCCUUCAUACACGUCGUCGGUAGCCAAGCACAAGAAGCACACCUUUGGAGAGAUCGGUGACUGUUUCAUCCGAGAGCUCGAUUUCUCCCGCCUGACACUCAAAGUUCGCGAGAAGGGCGACAAGGUUGAAGGCAGCCAGAAGGACAAGGAUCAUACCAUUGCCAAGCUCCAAGGAAACACCCUGGACACGCUUAAGCAAUGCUUGAACAACCCAACAACUCUUAAGUUGAAGGACAAGGAAAACCGUCCAAGCAGUGUCAAGGUCAGCCUCAAGUACAUUCCUGUCAAGAUGCAACUGGACCCCAGUGAGAGUAUCAACAACAUGGGAACUCUUCGUGUCGACGUCCUGGAUGCCCAGGACCUUCCUUCUGCAGACUCCAACGGCAAGAGCGACCCGUACUGCAAGUUUGAGCUCAACGGCGAAGAUGUGUACAAGACCAAGGUGCAGAAGAAGACUCUGCAUCCUGCCUGGAACGAGUUCUUUGAGGUCCCAGUACCCUCGAGAACAGCUGCCAAAUUCAAGGUCACGGUCUGGGACUACGACUUUGCUGACAAGCCAGAUUUCCUUGGAGCUGCUGACAUAAAUCUUGAGCAACUUGAUCCAUUCAGGCCAAGCGAAAGUCGCUUGAUUUUGGAUGGCAAGUCCGGCACGGUGAGAUUGAGGAUGCUCUUCCGCCCUUCGUAUGUAACGCGAACACGUCAAGGCACAUCUACCUUCUCGGGAACAUUUGCAGCCCCAGGCAGAAUUGUCACGGGUGUGGUGGGUGCACCCAUCAAGGUUGGUGGCGUAGUGGGCCACGGAGUUGGAAAGGGCGCCUCUUUCCUCAAGCGUGGCUUGUUCUCGCGGAAAGAUGACGACUCAGACGGCCCUUCGUCGAUCCCUGAGAUCCCAACUAUCGUCGAGAAUGGUGACAGCCCAUCUGGACCGACUCCUGGUCUUGGCCUCAAGCGAGCAACCGGCUUCUCCACCUCGGACGGCAGUGAAUCUCCGGAUACGCGACCCGGCACCUCCAAUGGUUCGACUCUAGGUCACACCCGGACGAAGAGCAACGGUGCGGCUUCCGUCCAUAGUAUGAACCCCGGCAGCCCAGGUGCUGGAACCGCCUCCUUUACUGUGGUCUCGGCCACAGGUUAUCCCCCGUCGACUGAUCUAUACAUUGUCAUUAAUCAGUUAACACCCAAGCCCAAGACUGUUGGAAAGACCAAGCACCACAAGGAUGCUACCGGUUUCUUCAGAUAUAACGAGACAUUUAAGUGCACUUGUACCGCCGAUACGCAGUUCAAGAUCGAGGCCAAGGGUGAGCACACAUUCAGUAGUGACGAUGACUUGGGCGAAGCUCUUUACUUCGUCGAUGAGAGCGGGGCAGGGGCAGAAAAGGAGAUCAAAGUCGGCAGCGGAACAGUUGUCGUCAAGAGCAACUUCAUUCCGUCUGCCAGUUCUCUGGAACCUGACAGUCCCAAAUCGAUCGUCCGCCGUAGCUUCAUGGGCAAGAGGGAAAGCCGAAGCAGGGAGGGAACGCCUAGCUGA